AUGCAGAUCGAUCCGGCCGCUCUGAGUCGGACUGAGUCUGCAUCGACCGCAAUAACUCCCUCAAAAAAUGCGACCCCUAGCACCUCGACGACUUCGAAGUCUACAAAAGCGCUGAUAUCUGUUCCGCGACUGGAUCUUGAACCUAUCUAUACGGAACUGAAAGCCGCUAUCGGUGACAGCUGGCCCGAGUACAAGGAGGCCACUACUUUCUUCCUUCUAGGACAACUGAACCAGAAUGAACUUUCGUCUCGCGUCGAUCAUAUAAUUUGUGCCGACCAAAAAACCGAACACCUCCAUAAUAAUUUCAUAUGCGCAAUUAUUGGGAACCUCACAAGGGACCUUCCGGAUCAUGGAGUUGCAAGUUGGGUGUCGGCGAACGACAAACCAUCGGUGGUCUCGAAGCCGACCUCAGGGGAUGCAGCGGAGCAGAGGUUAAAGACGGAGGUCAUGCAACUUCCUCCUAGGGAUCGUCGACGAAUAAAAGCAAUUCCCGAGCAUGAUCCCGUUGAAACUACACCUAAUGAGUUAGAGGAAUAUAAUUUGGCGAAACAAAUAAAGUUGCCGAGUCAAGUACCGGCAAGUGCAGGCGGUCUGAAUAAAACAAAUUGGGAACUGGAGAUUCGAAAACGUUAUGCGCAACCUCUGGCGUCAGAGACCGGUGAGUUCCCAGAUGCGGAGUCCAUUCAUGCUCGCAUGAUCCCUAUAUGCUACGAAGAGUCAAUUGUUAGUGGCGCAGGACUACCCUGCGCUGAGUUCAUGGCCAUUGCUACGGAAACUUUUGUGAAGGAAGUUUUAUCUGUCGUAUUCUCACGUACAAGGUCUAACGGACCAUCUGGUACCAUCAAUGGUAUGAUGAUGCGCAAAUACCGUCAGCAGCUUGAACGAGAAGAAUUGGCCUUCACACGCGGGGAGAUCGUGAAAGAUGGUGCAACGGGCUUGCUACCUGUCGAGGCCAAAGAAGCAAGUGUUAGAAAGCCACUUGGGGUCAGAGACCUCCGUUUGGCUUUAGAGCUCGGUGGUGGAGUUCUCAGUCAUAUGCCACUGAUUGUUGAUCAAAUAAUGGGUGGUUAUUUUGAGGAUGAGCUUGAAACAGACAAGCAAGACCGAGCCGAUGAUGUGACGGAGAUUCCCAAGGAUAGUAUGAAGUUGAAUCAUUCGACGGACACAAUGGAGGUUGAUUAUGAUAGGGAGAUUGUAUGGGAAGGUGCCACGAUGGCGGACCGAGAACAGCUGGGGUCUUUACUGGACGAGUGCUUGUCCAUGGCCUUUUGA
Molecule: messenger RNA, 1272 nt
Organism: Aspergillus bombycis
Lineage: Eukaryota; Fungi; Ascomycota; Eurotiomycetes; Eurotiales; Aspergillaceae
Product: TADA1 family protein
Exons: 4
Coding region: 1-1272 (423 amino acids)
Biological process (GO): regulation of transcription by RNA polymerase II
Cellular component (GO): SAGA complex
Molecular function (GO): transcription coactivator activity
Source: RefSeq, a predicted model, not a curated record